Helicoverpa armigera (cotton bollworm) is the source of this 5770-nucleotide messenger RNA. It is a transcript of the gene Usp30, whose product is annotated as ubiquitin carboxyl-terminal hydrolase 30 homolog. Gene Ontology annotation, cellular component: cytosol; nucleus. The record is from RefSeq and is a predicted model, not a curated record. Bases 276 to 1763 code for a protein of 495 amino acids. Lineage: Eukaryota; Metazoa; Arthropoda; Insecta; Lepidoptera; Noctuidae. Gene Ontology annotation, molecular function: cysteine-type deubiquitinase activity. Gene Ontology annotation, biological process: protein deubiquitination. The transcript is spliced from 9 exons.
AACACUUGUUCCAUCAGGUCUCACAUUCCUUUUUCUUUUUUCUUGUCAAAAUAUCUAUCCUUUAAAUAAAUCUUUGUGCGUAAUGAGCACAGCUCAUUAAAAAACCAAAAUGUCAAACGCAGACGUCAAACGCAGGUUUUCUUUUUUCAUGGAUCCUUUUCGGAAAAACGCAUUAACAGCGUAUUGGUCGCGUAAAUAAGCGCAAUGAUAUUCGAACAUAAUAAACUGUUACUAUGUGAAGUUUAGUGUGAGGUUCAUUCAUAAAAUCUAGGACAAUGGAUAGUGGAGACAGGAUUUUGGUGGCCGCAGGGCUGACGGCUGCCGUAGUGGUCGGGGCCUUCGUGCUGUGGGGUCCCGGUGGGGCGCCGAAGGUGCGCAAGAGGCGCGGCCAGAUUGCCGGCCUCCAGAACCUGGGCAGGACCUGUUUCCUCAACACCCUGUUGCAGGCGCUUGCUGCCUGUCCCACUUUCAUUGACUGGCUCAAAAAGUAUGCUAAGGCUGAUGGUCACAACAGUAUGAUUACUACAUUGUAUACAGUUAUUGAAGUGGUGAACGGCACGCACGAGUCGGCGCGCGGCACGCCGGUGUGCCCGCUGGGCGUGCUGCAGGCGCUGCGCGCGGCGGGCUGGGUGGUGCCCGCCGACCAGCAGGACGCGCACGAGCUGCUGCACGUGCUGCUCUCCUGCGUCGACGAGGAGACCACCAACAUGGCCAAGAAGCCGGGUUGCCUAUCCGACGCUCUCGGGCUCGGCGGGAGCCGCGCAUGGUCAGCGCUGGCGUCGCCGGCGUCUCCGCCCGCCGCCCCGCACCCCUUGCGCGCUGACUCCACCCCGCCGACGCCAUCGACACUCUCCAUGAGACCAGCGUCUGCUGCGCCGGCUGAUGAACCGGAUCUUGUGGAGACAGAGCCGUUGUGCGAGGCGCCGCGGCUGACGAAGGGCGUGUCGCGGUCGCUGUGCCACCUGAGCUCGGUGGGGCGGCGCUGGAUCACGCCGGCCGCCGCGCGCCCGCCGCCCGCGCCGCCCUUCCGCGGCACCCUCGCCUCCCGGCUGCAGUGCACCGUCUGCGAACAUAAGAGUCCAAUCAGGUACGACAAGUUCGACAGCAUUUCUCUGUCGAUGACGAACGCCAGCGUCGGACUCACUGGCUCAUUCAGCCUUUCUGGUCUGCUCCGCGCGUUCACGGCGCCGGAGCUGGUGAAGGGCGUCCGCUGCAGCAAGUGCUGCCCCGAGCCCGCCCAGCCUGACGCCGCCACGCCGCCCGCCUACACCAAGCACAUACGCACCGUCAGCUUCGGGAAGUUGCCAUACUGCCUGUGCCUACACAUCGGUCGCGUGGAGUGGCAGGGCGGCGCGCUGAGCAAGCGCGGCGAGUUCGUCGCCUUCCCAGAGACGCUGUCCAUGGCGCCCUACUCCGCCGUGCAGCAGCCCAAGUUGGACGUGUCGAUGCUGGUGGGCGCGGGGCGGGUGCGGGCGGGGCUGUCGGCGCUGUCGGCCGCCGAGAGCGGCGCGGGCGAGGCGGCGCCCGCGCAGUUCCGCCUGAGAGCUGUGGUCGUGCACGUGGGGGGACCCAGGUCGGGACACUUCGCCACCUAUAGGCGGGGGAACGGGUUUGAAGCUAAGAGAUGGUGGUACACAUCAGACACGCUAGUGCACGAGGUCUCCCUACAAGAAGUGCUACGCUGCUCCGCAUACAUGCUGUUCUACGAGCGAGUGCGGCCCGAGCCCACCAUGACCGCCUCCGCCAACUCGCACCACUUCUAACCGGACACCGGACACCGGACACCACCCGGGGAUACCCGGACACCGCCCGGACAACAUGCCAGGGUUCACUCGUGAAUAUACAGAUAGUGGUCGGAUAUGUCCGAACUAUGUGUCUAACUAUGUCCGGAUAUCUUUCUUCUUCUUGAAUAUUAUUCUUAGUUACAUGCCUUUGGUUUAAAACACAUCAAGGCUUAAGACUUUGGACAUGUCCGACCACUGCUCGGAGUAUCAUUUAUGUGAAAAUAUGGAUACUAAAUAAAUAUAAAAUAACUUCGCAAAAGAAUAUUGAAAACUGCGUGAACCAAGAAUUUUGAUGGAGGGGAAGGGGGGGGGGGUAAAUGUUAUGAUCUUACGGUGUUGGAGGGACAACAUUAUGGUUCACAGCAGUUUUACCAACCAUGUAUUGUGAAAAAGGUCAGUAUCUAUAUUUUUCCAAAAAUGAUCCUCAUUUGUCAUCCCAAGAACUGACGUUCCCAAAAAAUUUCCUUACUAUUGAAACGUUUAUUACUAAAGUUUGGCUGUGCCCUUAUCUUUCGUCUUUUGUACAAAAGUACCCUGACUCACGCAUAACGCUCAUUUCGAAUUCAAUCAGUAUUAAUUUUUAAGUCUGUUUUUGACAUAAAUGUUUUUUGUACACUGGCAACAUGAUUUAAAUUGCGACUGAUUGAAAUAUUAUGAGGCUAAAAGUAGAAAUUUUAGAAGAUACUAAAACGGCGAAAGUGGCCAGUGUACAAUGUUAAUACUAUUUCACUCAAUGUUGUCUUGAAUUCGAUCCAUUUUGUCUCGUAAAACAAACACUACAUAUCCUAAGCAGUAACGUAGGUAUGUUACACUUUCCUAUUUCCUAACGCCUUUGACUUUGGGACAGAUAAUAGGUCGUCAACUGAACUAAAGUAAAUCGAUGCAACUAAUAUUUCGACUGCUUUAUAAUUUACUCUAUUCUUUAAUUUAGUUGAUGACAUUCAAUAAGAUAAAUGUAACUUAGCAUGUGUGUGUAGAUAGCUCACUGUUAGUACACAAUCACUUCUAGUAAUAUUCUAUGUAUUGACAUCUCUCUCGUAAGUCAAAGGACAUAUCUGACUGCAACGUAGUGUGCUGGGUUAGUUCCUAUCUCAUGACAAUUAGGCUUAGAAGCACCUUCAUUCGUGGGUAAUUUUCAUCAACCACACUCCAUUCUCAUAAUACAACACUGGGUAGUAAUGUAGUCCGUAUGUAGAGCCUAGCACGCUACGUCACUAUGUAAGGAACCCUAUGUUUAGGAAGAGUCUAUUUUUCCACUCGGCCGAUACUUUUCAACGGACACUUUUACCUCUAGUGUACAAAACUACACAAGUUAGACUGUAGGCGGCACAUUUCUUCGAAUAAUACCUUAGAUUCCUUAGAAGCUUCCGGUGUAAAAAAAACCUUUUGAAUAUCGAAAACUCUCUUGAACUAAAUUUUUAAAUGCAUGACGCAUUGUGCGUCAAAUAAAGGUUGUGGUGAUGCUUGCGUGAGCAUACGCAAUUACUGGAAACCAAGGCGCUGUACCUACUGGCACUGUGUCAGGGCUUAAAAUACAAUGUCUUAUUUACCAGUACCUUAAUGCAUAGUCCCAGAAAUGAAAGUGGGUACUCUGUAGGACUAACUUGUGUUGUGUUUGUGAGACUUUCUUUUAUUGACACGCAGACUUAGAGUUUCUUGUAAACGCUGAACGUUGAUGCAAAAUAUUAUGAGCGAUAAAUAAACCAGCCAGUGUUUGGCGUUCCUAAAGAUCUUGUAUAUCAAUAUUAUUGCCCAAUGCUAUGCUAAUAACAUUUCACGGAGCGUAGCACGAAUUAGGAAUAUUAUUGCGCAAAUUGUUUUCAUUGGGGUGCAUGUUAAUAUUGUGCAAUAUUUUUAGACGCCAGAGAUCAACGCGUGCAAAAUUUUUAUAAAAAUAGUGCACUCAGUAUACAUUAUGUUUUGCACAAUAUUAUAGUACUGGGCAAUAAUUUUGUAAGUAAAAGGGACACUAAAUGUUUUAAAAAUUGUGUGCCAUGAUAGUGAGUGAUAUUUUACGCUUUCGCUGUACUUCAUAAGCUCAAUAUGCUGUAUUUAUUUGUGUCUGAUUGCUCGCUGGCGCAAACUUGACAACCACCUGUGUAUAGUAAUAAAAAAGAUUGUCAACUUUACUGUACUUAAUAAUAAGGUUGAAAAUCAAUCCCUGGGAAAUUGUUGACCUCUUAUGGAAAACUUUCUCAAGUCGAAUAUUUUUGUGAAUAAAUACCUUAGUAUAUUUGUCAGGUUUGUGCUUACCUAAUCGAUUCCCUCAGUGUAAGCAUGUUACGAGGUAAACACGUACUGGUAGCCGAUAUGUUAGCUUUUACUAUUGACUGUACAAUUUCUGAAUUUAUUAUAAAUCAUUGUGAAGGACUGUAAUUAUGUCGUCCAAUCCUGUAUCGAUGUACCCUAGUAGUAUGUCAUUCUUACUGUGCAUUUUGUCUUUCGGCGGCAAGCUUUCCUGACUCAGCAGGUGCAAUAUUGCAUCGUGAACACUUAGGACAUGCCGCCACUUAGCACGUACUUACUUAUUGCAUUUAUUUUAUACGAUUGACUUGUCCACUUGUGUCCUUCCUACAAAUAAUACUGUUGUAAUAAUUCUCUUGAAAAUCUAAUUUUCGAAUUAUCAGUCGUUUUACAAAUUAAAAUUUAACCAUUUUGGAGGCUAAAGUCCACUUGUGAAAAUUCUAGUAGCGGAGGGAGUAUUGGUGCCUAAAUUGUGGCCAUUUGUGACUGAGCAAAAUGUUGCCAUAUAUAUCGUUAUCGCAUAAAUUUAGCUUUAGAUGUUAUUUAUUAUGUUUUGACGGUUAUGGGCUCGAUGUUCGCUUUAUUAUAGAGCUCAUUAUGUGUGUGAGUACUGGUUUCGUUGCCAUAAUCUACGAUCUUGAUAAGUUGAUACUUACUUGUGACUAGGCCUUUAUGUUACGCGACCAUCUAAACACGUUCGAAAAUCCUGAGAUAUACAUGUGUGACCAUCACAUUCAGAAGAUAUAAUAAUUUAAGUUUUGUUAAUAUUGUGCAAUAGCACUAUCUGUUGUAAUAAUCAGAAUAACAUAAGAUUCUGUACAAACAUUUUAGUUUUCUAUGAAAUUUUUAUCUCUUGUAAAAAAAUUAUGUUACUUGGAAAAUGCUAAAAAAUAGUAAAAUACAUAAUAAUAAAAUUGCAUUUAUCUUUAUAUAGUUUGAAUUAAAGUUUAAAAUGUUAGCUUGAAUUAUUUUGAUGAAUGUUGAAUUCCCGCCAUAUUACGUCGAACUGUCAGAGCCCACUGGUGUGAGUCAUUGUGUUGAACUCAGCUCAACUGUGCAACUAAACAUUACAACUGGCCAGUGACAUGUUGUGCAAUAAUAUUGUCUAACAAUUUAGUUCAGACAAUGUACCUUGAGACUCGCUCAGAGAUAGAAAAAUUCUAAGAACAAAUGCACACAAACACUAUUAGAAGAUUGAUACAAUUUAUGCAAGAUUUUUGCAACAAAGCAACUUUGUGUACUGAAAUAUUACAGAAUUUCAGGAACAUUUUAGCCUAAUUUGGAUUAACUUAAAGCAAGAAACCAGAAAAAUAUUUCAAAAUUUAAAAUUGCACAACAUUAGGUAUAGUUGUUGUGCACAGAGUUAGUGCAAUGACUCAUAACUGAGUUUUAUUUUAUUUACUUUUUGAGCAUUUUGACUGGGAUGUAAUGUACUGUUGUUUGGUCAAUACACACUGAGGAAAACAAUUAAGUUUUAAAAAUUGCAAUUCUAUAAACUGCCAUAAAUCAAAAGAAGGGAAAUCAGUAACAGCGCUCAUAUCCUCUGUGCAUUACAUCCAAUUGGUCAGAACUGUAGGAAAUUAUGUAAACUUAUGUUUGAGUUUAGGAAAUUGCUUGGCAUAAUAGUUUGUUACUUUAGUUAGUGUUGGCGAUGAUUGAACUUCCAGAGAAACAAUGUGGCAACUGUAGAUAGGAUGGAUUGUAUCUAACAAAUGUUUAUAAAUAAAAUGUAUUAUAAGUGA